AUGGUGAUCAGUGCAAGGUGUUGCUUGAACAACUCCAUGAGAGCUUUGAAUUUAUUUGUUAAUGUUUGUGGAGUUGCAGUCAUCAUCUACUCCCUUUGGCUCACCAAGAAAUGGCAAGUUGGAGUCUCCGAGCUCCCUCCUGUCUCAAUUGUCCCUAAGCCCUGGUUUAUAUAUACAUGUUUAGGUAUGGGAAUUGCUGUCUGCCUGAGCACCCUUUGCGGUCAUAUUGUUGCCAAUUCCGUCAGCAGUUUUACUCUCUUCAUUUACAUAAUCUUCGUCUUCUGUCUUCUUUGCCUUGAAGUUGGAGUGAUUGUCUCAAUUUUCUAUAGGAUGGACUGGGAAAAGCAAUUUGCCAAGUACAUUGAUGAGGAUCACACCCUGUUCAAAAACUUCUUGAGGUUUCAUCUAAACAUGUGCCGCAUCAUUGUAAUUCUCAUUUUGAUACCGCAGAUUAAGGCUACCGUGCUGGCAAUCAUUCUUUGGGCCAUUGGUUCUGAGCCGAGGACGGAACAUUUCAACUCUUCUGAUGUCACAAACUUCAGAUACUCAUUUCUAGCAGCACCUACACAAUCGUUACAAGAUAUAUCAAGACAUGGAUUCAGAAACUACGAAGUUUCAUCACCAGAAUUUGAAUCUCCACCACGCCCAAGCCUUUUUUCAAAUGUACAAAGAUUUUUCAGAAUGCGUUUUCAAAGAAGAGCCACCCUUAGUUAGGGCAGAAGUAUAUAAGUUUUGCUUUUAGGGUCCCCUGCAUUUUUGUAUUUAGUUGAAGGGGUUUAGAAGUAUAUAAUCUUCGCAGUGCCAUUAGUUCACUGUCGCUGAAAUAGUGAAAUGGUAAAUGCUUUUACCGUUGAAAACCAACAACU
Messenger RNA from Pyrus x bretschneideri (Chinese white pear), 866 nucleotides. Its product is annotated as tetraspanin-19-like. The record is from RefSeq and is a predicted model, not a curated record. The coding region runs from base 1 to 714 and encodes 237 amino acids. Lineage: Eukaryota; Viridiplantae; Streptophyta; Magnoliopsida; Rosales; Rosaceae. The transcript is spliced from 5 exons.